AUGUUUAGGUGGACUAUUCCCACUCUCACCCCGGAUCUGCGUCUUGGUGGCACCCGCCACUCAAUCCCGGCAAUCCAGAUGUCGAGGUCCAACAGCGGCCGGUCUGCAAGCAACACGACCGCGCAGCCGCCGAGUAACGCACUCGCUGCCAGCUACUGGAACUAUGGCCCUCCUUGGUUCCGUGGUGGAUACGUGCAGCAACAACCGUACCCUCGCCAGGUCCUGGAUAAGCCUGUACCGGAAUCUCUGUACGGUGGUGUUUGUUUGUAUGGUGAACCCUUCUUGUACGGCGGGAUACGCGAGAAGCCAUCCGUUCGUGGCUGCAGAAAGCUUGAAGACGUACUGGUGUAUGGCUUCGGUGGAGGCAACGCAGUUGACGAUUACCGUACCGGACCGGAAGGAUUUAGGGGCAGGAGACUGGGAUGA
Molecule: messenger RNA, 426 nt
Organism: Chaetomium strumarium
Lineage: Eukaryota; Fungi; Ascomycota; Sordariomycetes; Sordariales; Chaetomiaceae
Exons: 3
Coding region: 1-426 (141 amino acids)
Source: RefSeq, a predicted model, not a curated record